Thamnophis sirtalis is the source of this 599-nucleotide messenger RNA. RefSeq names its product galanin and GMAP prepropeptide (gene GAL). Gene Ontology annotation, biological process: neuropeptide signaling pathway. Gene Ontology annotation, cellular component: secretory granule; extracellular region. The record is from RefSeq and is a predicted model, not a curated record. Gene Ontology annotation, molecular function: neuropeptide hormone activity; galanin receptor binding. NCBI's taxonomy places the organism in Eukaryota, Metazoa, Chordata, Lepidosauria, Squamata, Natricidae.
GUCCAUCCGCAGAGCUCAUCUCUGGCCUGGCACCCGAGCCAUGCAGUGACUGAGGAGAUCCGGUAGAAAGAUCGGCCGAAGGAUCCCUUCCCCUUGGCCUCCCUUCUCCCAGCUGCGACGGGGCGAGUCCAGCAGGUUGCUUCAACAGGCAAGGGCACCCUUAGCUCGAGGGCAAGAUGCAGCGGCAUCCCGGGCUCUUGUUCGUCGGCUUGAUCUUUUGUGCUGCUCUCUCAGAGACGUUUGGGCUGGUUUUAUCCGCUAAAGAGAAAAGGGGAUGGACAAUGAAUAGUGCUGGCUAUCUGCUUGGCCCACGUCGUAUUGAACAACUCCUCAAGGAAAUGCCCAGUGCAAGGGGGAGAGAAGAGCCACCUGGGGAAUAUGCAAUAGACAGAAUUUUUAGUGUCAAGCAUGGUUUAGCUGGUAAACGUGACAUAAACCUUGAUGAAAAUGUAAAAGCAGAUACAUCCACGAGACUGCUGACGUAUAACAAUAUUAUGCGUACAAUAAUUGAAUUCUUGGCCUAUCUACAUCUUAAAGAAGCCGGGGCUCUUGACAACAUAGUUACAACAGUUUCUUCAGAAGAAAGAGAUCAGUCCUGA